UUAACGCAAGCGGCGACAUUUGUGAUCGUUUGAUGAUGUCCACACGGACUGGACAAACAGAAACUCGUGUGUUAAAACAACAACAAUACAAUUCUCACGGCUGAGUACAAUUUGAGCUUCUCCGUGCAGAAGUGAAAUCUGGACUACCAAUGUUCAGCCCACCCAGUGUGGAGAAACGGGUGCAGUAGGUCUGCUGCUGGAGCCUAAACAUGGUGAGGUUGGAGCUGGACCAGGUGCUGGUGAAGAGGAUGAAGGAGGAUGACAUUGAAGUGGUCAAAGCCCUCGUCAAGGAAGGCUGUGAGGGCACAGAGAACCGUCUGAUUCUCCACAUCCUCACUCGUCCGCUUUGCCUUUUCAUCCUGGCCAUUUUCUCCUCGGUGCUGCGCUGCCUCGUCCACUCCUUCAUCCUGGCGCUUGCUAUUCCCGUCUUCCUGCUCAUUGUGUUUCUCAAGAUAACCAUGCCACGGUCAACAGGGGUUCUGGGCAGCAGCCUCCCCUACUGGGAUUACGUGGGCAGCAGCUUCAGAGGGCUGCAGGACGAGACACUGCAGAAUCCUUAUUGUCGGACCGGUGGAAAGGCACUUGGGACUAAAAAGCAAAGACGGAGAACUGGAUCCAAAGAGAAGGAAGUGUCAUCAGAGGAGGUCACCGCGGAGAGGGAGCAGGCAGCAGGUCAGGUGUGGGUGGCGGACUGCGAGGGGGAGAUCGUGGGCUGCAUCUUCCGGGAGAGUGAGACGCGACCAGGCGUGAGACGGAUCUGCAGGCUGGUGACGGGCUGCUGGUACCGCAGGGAGGGCCUCGGCCGACUGCUGGUCCAGAGUUUGGAGCAGAAAGAGAGGGAGACGGGCACCCACAGGGUGUACGCACACAUCCCCUACCCAUCCAAAGUGGGGGAAACCUUCUUUAGGAAAGUGGGCUAUCAGCAGCUGGAGGAAGGGACUGAUGAAGAAGACGAAGAUGAGCUGAGGAAGGAGACUCCAGAGAGAGGAUUCCUGGGAUACCCUCUCACUAAGGUUUUUUACAAAGACUUGUAACGGGGUGAUACUCGGGCAGGUCAAACAGAAGGUAAAUGGACUACUUGUAUAGCACCUUUCCAUCUAAUCAAGAUGCUCAAAGGGUUUUACAACACAACCUGUGCCCUCAUUAACCUCCACACGCACAUGCAUACAGCACAUCUACAAUCAUCUCUAUACAUCUCUACAAAACUAAUCUGAAUCUGUAGAGACUA
Molecule: messenger RNA, 1228 nt
Organism: Nematolebias whitei (Rio pearlfish)
Lineage: Eukaryota; Metazoa; Chordata; Actinopteri; Cyprinodontiformes; Rivulidae
Gene: nat14
Product: N-acetyltransferase 14 (GCN5-related, putative)
Exons: 5
Coding region: 210-1034 (274 amino acids)
Molecular function (GO): N-acetyltransferase activity
Source: RefSeq, a predicted model, not a curated record